AUGAAGUUUAAACCGUUUGUGUUGUUAGUUGUUUUCGUGAUAACUGGUGGAAGUUGUAUUAAUGAAAAUGUCGAUGGCCGCAGCGUGGACACUGAUUUGCUGGAACUACCAGUCAAUAGUGCUUUAAAGACAACACUGCCGGAGAAAGGAGAUGUUACUGAAGGCCCUACAGUACUUGUACUGAUGACGAAGUUGUUAAAAAGUUCUACAUUCAAGGACGAAGUUGCCAACGAUUUUUCUUCACGUCAUUACCACAGAAGCACAGCAGGCGAUGCUCCUAAAAGAACCGUCAGGCAAGCACUCCCGGGAUAUUUUCCUAGUAAUCCUUUUUCAACUCGAGUUCCUCUCUAUCCGACGAUUGGUAAUAUAAGGAAUCCACAAGGAGGUCAAUCACCUUAUGGUCCGACAUAUCAAUCAACAAAUUAUACUUAUCCUUAUAAUUAUUCUGGAAAUCAACAUAAUAACUAUUAUAAUCCAGCACAAGGACCACACAAUCCAUUGUAUAAGCCUGGAAAUGGAAAUUUAGGUGUUUUCAAUUCGUCAAAUUAUGAUAAUCGGCCUAAUAAUGCUGGAUUUUACCCUAAACCUCCGUAUUCCGGAACCUAUAACUAUAAUACGUCGCUUAACCACAGUCCUAGGCCAUAUUAUUCCAACAGUACGAACCGCCCUCAUUCAAUCCAUCCUAAUUAUCCUACCCCAAAUUAUAAUCCUUCUUGGUCUACUAAUAAACAAAACAUUACGAAUUAUAACUAUCCUAGCACAACACCAACUUAUUAUAAACCAGCGCAAGGACCUUAUAAUCCCUAUUAUAAACAAGGAAAUUCUGGCAAUACGAAUUUAACAAAUUACGGACUUUGGCCACAAAAUAAUGGGCAAAAUCCUACAAAUGGGUUCACUGGGAAUAUCCAAAAUAUUCCAUACAACCCUAAUCAACAACCUUGGAAUUUUAACAGCACAUUUCCAACUAACUCCCCUCAACAGUAUCAAUAUCCGGGUCAGAAUGGGCCAAACACGUUUAGGCUAGCCAAUUCAUAUUACCCUAGCGUUCCCAAUCAGCCUCCAUAUAAUGGUAAUGUGGAACAGAACCAUUUCUAUUAUCCAGGAAAUAGGAACACUACAUGGCACGAUCCGACCAAAUAUUAAUUAUUAACAAAUAUAUGUCUCGCGUGUGCUGUAUAUAUGUUUACCAAUUUUCAAAUAAAAUCAAUUUAGUCUACAAAAUACACACAAUGUUUUAUGUACUCGUCUAAAGCAAAAUACUUUUCGAAUAGCACAUGAUGAUAGAUAUACAUACAUAUGUGUAAUUUUUUUACUUCUUUCCUACUUUAACUUUUAGAAAUUUAGCUUUUCGCUGUCCGCGUAAAAACAUUUACUUAAACAAUCUCUUAUUUAAUGUAAAUUUGGAUGAAGUCGAUUAUCUUCUGUUUUCAUAAAUCGCAUUUAUGUGUUUAUAAAUAUAUUAUCGAAAUGUGUACGAAUAUACUUUUAGUAAUCAUAAAAUUUACUGUGUCAGUAAAUACUUUAAUAUCAUAAUAGUUGUAGUAGACAAACUAGAAAUAAGUAUGGACAAAUACUAAAUUUGUUUAAGGAUAUGCAUUAUAAGAAAUAAAAUAUACUUUCAUCA
This is a messenger RNA of Bombyx mori (domestic silkworm), 1624 nucleotides long. Its product is annotated as sporozoite surface protein 2. Bases 1 to 1143 code for a protein of 380 amino acids. The transcript has a single exon. Lineage: Eukaryota; Metazoa; Arthropoda; Insecta; Lepidoptera; Bombycidae. The record is from RefSeq and is a predicted model, not a curated record.